AUGCUGAUCCUCAUCGCCGGGGUAUCAGGUCUUCUAGGCAAAAUCCUCGCGCGCACCGGUCUCGACAAGGGCCACCAGAUCCGCGGCUUCGGACGCUCCCCGUCCAAGAUCCCCGUGGACCUUCUGGAUCAGUUCGAAUCGUUCGUCGAGUGCGAAUACUACGAGGAGCGCACCGCGCUCGACAAGGCCGUCUCGGGAGUCGACGCCGUCAUCUGCUCCUACACCGCGCACGCCGAGGCCAUCUUGGACUCGCAACUCGCACUGUUGCGUGCCGUCGAGCGGGCCGGCGUCAAGAUCUACCACGCCCACUCGUGGAACCCGGACUGGUCCAAGACCAGCCUGGGCGACUGGGAGCACUACGACGCAUACAUUUCCUUCCGCCGGCACGUCGAGCUCACCUCGACCCUCCAACCUGUGUACACCUUCACGGGAAUCAUUGGAGAAUUCGCGGCCAGCAAGGUGGUGGGGAUCGCGCACGUCGAGGAGGAGCACGAGAACGACGGUAAGACCGCCGUAAUGUCGUACUACGGCGACGGCACCGCCAAGUGGGAUUUCACGUACCUGGACGACGCGGCCCGGUUCAGCAUCGACUUGGUCACGACGAACCCGAGCGUCCUGGCCGGCCAAGGUGGAAUGUUCCGCGUCCACUCGGCUGCGGCAAGUGCCCUGGACGUGGCGAGGGCGUACGAGGAGAACACCGGCCAGAAGGUCACCCUCAGAUCCCUGGGGACGGCGGAAGAGUUGCUCCAGAAGUACAGGGAAGCCCGGGCUGCCGCGGCCGCGACCGACACAAGAAAGUACUUCGCCUACGGACCUUACUACGUCCACGCUGCCAACAUAAUGGGCCUCUGGAAGUUGGACAACCCCGUCAAAGUUGGUUCCGUUGACGCGGUGAAUCGUUUGUUUGAUCGCCAAAUCGAGAUACCGGGAGAUUUGCUCGAGUGA
Exophiala oligosperma is the source of this 945-nucleotide messenger RNA. RefSeq lists its product as uncharacterized. The transcript has a single exon. NCBI's taxonomy places the organism in Eukaryota, Fungi, Ascomycota, Eurotiomycetes, Chaetothyriales, Herpotrichiellaceae. The record is from RefSeq and is a predicted model, not a curated record. The coding region runs from base 1 to 945 and encodes 314 amino acids.